Molecule: messenger RNA, 2212 nt
Organism: Colletotrichum scovillei
Lineage: Eukaryota; Fungi; Ascomycota; Sordariomycetes; Glomerellales; Glomerellaceae
Product: cytochrome P450
Exons: 11
Coding region: 341-1990 (549 amino acids)
Molecular function (GO): oxidoreductase activity, acting on paired donors, with incorporation or reduction of molecular oxygen; heme binding; iron ion binding
Source: RefSeq, a predicted model, not a curated record
GGGAAACUUGUGAGAGUCAGACGACGGUCCACAGUCGGCGAGAGCCCUGCAUGAAGUGUCAUGAAGGAUUCUCAGGCCAUCCCGUUCUGGGCUCCCAUGAUCUCGGUCUCGUCCAGGCUUCCAAGUCAUCCCAUUUGCGACGUUGCUAACUCGCUGCGCGUCGCCCCCCACAUCCCAUCUCCCACAAAGUCACAGUUUGACGGAACUGCCUCGAGUGUUGAUCCAGAUGAUAUAUCUCAUCCGAGGGUAAGAGCCUGAAGAAGCGCUGUUGAGAUUGCCAUUUUCCAAGGCUUCGUCUGUCAUUGCUACGACAGAGGAGAAUCAGGAACAAUAAGCAACUAUGGCUUCCCCAAUUCCCUCGGCGGGUUUGCCCACGACUUUGGCCAGCAACUUGACUGAUUUCGCCGGCAAUGUCGUCAGCGUGAUCAGUCCGUACAUCCCAGAUGCUAUCAAGUCCAACCUCAACUCGCUUGCGUCGUCCAAGUUGACACAGGAAAUGACAAAGAGCUGGAACUGGGCCGCGUACUCUACGCUUCUCAUCGCAAGCAUCUACGUCUUCGAUUGGGGAGCGAAAUCGCGUCGCGACAAGAGGCUUCGCGAUUUCGGCUCCCCGCCUCCUUUGGUUCCCUUCAAGGCGCCUUUUGGGAUCGACUUGGCUGUGUACUCCUUAUACAGAUUCUUCAAGUUCACCUUCUUCGAGCUUGUCAACAGCUGGCUUGAGGCCGUACCUGGCCGUACUGUCGAGAUGCGUAUGUUUGGCACAGGCCUCAUCUUCACUGAUGAGCCCGCCAAUAUCAAGGCGAUAAUGUCAACAGAGUGGUCCAGCUUCGGAAGAGGCGAAGUCACCAAACGUAUCUGGGGAGAUAUGCUCGGAGAGACACAGAUCUUCGUUGUGGACGGAGAAGACUGGCACAACAGCAAAGAGCGCAUCAAGGGGCAUGUUAUGAAGAUGCGCUCGGACGAUCUUGAGAUCACCGAGAAGCAUGCCCAGCAACUCUUCAAGCGUUUUGAUGUCGGCAAGCCCAUUGAAGUCUACGAUGUCGCCGACCGUUAUCAGCUCGAUGUAGUCUCAGAGGUGUUCUUCGGCGAGUCUGCUGACUCUCUCACGGGGCACCACCCUUUCAGAGACCCCAUGGAGACCCUGCACCCCAUCAACACGGCGCGAAUGUUGUUCGGAAAGAAUGCUUACUAUGUCAAAGACAAGUACCUGGCUCCCAAGGCGCUCAAGGAAUUGAACGGCUAUACUUCGGGAAUUGUCGACCGCGCGUAUGCAAGAGACCUGUCAAAGAAGUCGCCUGAAGAUUACAACAUGCUGGACGACCUUGUGAGCCAGAAGAAGAGUGUCAAAGAUAUCAAAGACUCCAUGAUGACCAUCAUGCUUGGUGGAAAGGAUCCCUCGGCAAUUCUUAUCGCUUGGGCUAUCUUCCUGAUGGGCAAGUACCCAAACGUCAUGAAGAAGAUGCAAGCCGAGGUUGCGCGAGUAUCUGGCGACGAGCCCCCUUCUGCAUCUGAUCUCAAAGAAAUGACUUACAUCCGACAUGUCAUUAACGAGACUUUCAGACUGUAUCACCCUCUCGGUAUGAACGUUCGGAUGGCCCUUAAGGACGCCACCCUGCCGAUCGGCGGAGGAAAGAGUGGAAGAGACCCUGUCGCAGUUCCCAAGGAUACAACCAUCAUCUACUCUCUUGGUGGUCUUCAACGCCGCAAAGAUAUCUACGGUGAGGAUGCUCUUGAGUUCCGACCCGAGCGUUGGGAGGGAGCCAACAUCAAUCGCUGGCACUUCAUUCCGUACAACCACGGUCCUCGUCACUGCCUAGGUCAGAAGUUUGGGCAGCAACAGAUGGAGUACAUUCUGGCGAGAAUUUGCCAGGAGUAUCAAGAGAUUCGGAUCCCCCCCGGCCAGCCGGAGCAGCAGAUCCGCAUUGAGUUGAACUUGAAAAUGGCACAUCCUUGCAUGUGUGAGUUUGUCAAGAAGAACAAAGGCAACUAGGUUUUUGUAGCUAGAUAUGGACCACCGCGUAUGAUGCGUCCGGAGGAUUUGGUUCCAAUUGAGUCUUAUUUACUCAUACAUGGUGAGGCGUCCGCAGAAAUCCGCGAUGGUAGUUGACCAGUCGUCUGAGAAAUAGCCAUUUUAUAGCAAAUCACGAAAUAAAUGCCCAUGAGUUCAAAGAAGCGGACCUUGUUGAUUCGACAGAAGUCUGCCAUCUGAUUA